AUGGGGGCAUUCAUUGAAGGAAGCCUUGCAGAAGCGAAGUUCAUCGGGGACGACAUCUUCCCGAAGACGCUGCUCCCAUCGGCAGGCUCCAACCGAAACCUCGCCAAGUCGGUCAUCGCUGAACGCGAGUCCCUCAUAGCCGCGCUUCGCCGGCACCGCGCGCUGCUCUUCCGCGGCUUCGACGUGGCCUCCGUCGACGACUUCGAGCGCGCCGUGGAGGCCUUCGAGUGGGAGGCCUACGAAAUUGUUCCCGGCAGCACCACACGUGUUAAGCUCUCCGAACGCAUCUACACCGCCAACGAGGCUUCAGUGGACCUGUUCAUAAACUUCCACCACGAGAUGUCUCUGCGGAAGCCGAUGCCAUCGAAGAUAAUCUUCUGCUGCAGUGAGCCAUCGCCGGAGAAAGGGGAGACGUCGAUAGUCGCUAGUGAUGAGAUCAUUGAGAAGAUGGAGGAGAGGAUGCCGGAGUUCAUGGCGAAGAUAGCUGAAGUCGGAUUAAUUCAUGGUAGCAUAACGGGCAGCGACGCAGAUGCUGGCACGCAUACCGUUCUUAAUCAGUCCUGGAAAUCCUUUCUGGGCACCGACGAUGAGGUUGAGGCCGAGAAAAGGGCCAGAAAAAGCCAUUUCUCCGAGAAACUUAACUUCUUCAGCAAUGGCAGCGCAGAGUUUGUUUACGGUCCCUUAAAUCCAGUGUUUGAACACGAGGGAAAGCGGGCGUGGCACAUCCCAAUUCAUGGCUACACUGAUAAUAUAAAUAUGGCGACCAACAAAUUUGGUGACGGAAGCGCUUUUCCUUCGGAAGUGUUUGGCAUUUACGAGCAGCUUUUGGAAGAGAAUUGCAUUGACAUCAAAUGGCAGAAAGGUGACGUUUUGCUUCUCGAUAACUUGGUUGUUCAGCAUGCAAGAAGGCCGGGAAAGCCACCACGACGUCUGCUUGCGUCUAUAUGCAAAUAA
Dendrobium catenatum is the source of this 954-nucleotide messenger RNA. RefSeq names its product clavaminate synthase-like protein At3g21360. Gene Ontology annotation, molecular function: oxidoreductase activity. NCBI's taxonomy places the organism in Eukaryota, Viridiplantae, Streptophyta, Magnoliopsida, Asparagales, Orchidaceae. Bases 1 to 954 code for a protein of 317 amino acids. The transcript has 3 exons. The record is from RefSeq and is a predicted model, not a curated record.